Eutrema salsugineum is the source of this 2074-nucleotide messenger RNA. RefSeq names its product F-box/LRR-repeat protein At3g59190. Gene Ontology annotation, molecular function: protein binding. Lineage: Eukaryota; Viridiplantae; Streptophyta; Magnoliopsida; Brassicales; Brassicaceae. The record is from RefSeq and is a predicted model, not a curated record.
AAAGUUUCUGUGUUGUUUUUGUUUCAGUUGUGUUGAAACGUUUGUCCUUCUUUCUCUUCAUAACUCAAAUCAAAUUGAAAACUACUGUAUGUUUCAACAGAACCCGUUUUAUGUACUAAAUUGAGAUUGGUAUUGUCGUUCGUUUUGAUGAGAACAAUUGUAUUUAAGUUGAGUUCCCUUUUAGGGUUAUUGGCUUCUGCAAAUUUAGACAACUUUAUAUCUAUUCCUCUUCUCUCGCCGACUUUCUUUCUCCACUCUCACUCUCUUCUCUUCUCUUCUCUUCUUCAUUUCUCGUCUCCUCAAUCUGAAUAGAUCUUGAUUCUAUCAAAAUCUUCUCAUCGGCUUACGUACACAAGCUCACAUCAUCUUCCAGGUCUUAACUCUUGAUUUAUCUCAAUGAACUCGAAAAAGAUUGAUUUUGGUUCCAACGAUUUGAUCAGCAGUCUACCAGACGCUCUUGUUUGCCACAUUUUGUCCUUCCUCUCCACAAAAGAUGCUGCUUUGACUUCAGCUCUCUCGAAAAGGUGGAGGAAUCUGUUGGCUUUUGUACCAAUUCUAGAUUUGGAUAACUCCAUCUAUGAUUAUCCUAAAAUGGGUAGACGGAAAAGGCUACAGAUGCGUACAAGUUUUAAGGUUUUUGUGGAUAGAGUUAUGGCUUUGCAAGGGAAUGCUACGUUAGAAAAAUUCUCUUUAAGGUGUAGAACUGGUCGGGAUCCAUCUCGUGUCAAUAGCUGGAUACUCAAGGUGUUGGAGCGUGGUGUCAUAGAUCUUGAUUUGUACAUCUUUAAGGCUUUAAAUUAUCUGCUGCCUCCAAAGGUCUUGAUGGUCAAGACAUUGGUUAGGCUGAAAGUAGAAGGUGCAGGUGAUCUCACCAUUGACGUGGAAGAAUUUUUUCUUCCAAAGCUCAAGACUUUGCAUUUUCUUGAUGUUACGUUCGAAAAGAGUGGCGCUGCGUUUGCUAAGCUGAUUUCUGGUUGUCAUUUGCUUGAGGAGUUAGUUAUGGUUGAGGUGAGGUGGAAACUUUGGGAACGUUGCUCUGUGUUUAACCCAACGACAAUUGAUUAUCACCACAGCCGAUUUGAUGAGAAUCCAAACAGUAUUUCAUUUGAUACUCCCAAUCUCUAUUUAAUGUAUACUGAUGCUGUUGCGGUCAAGUAUCCAGAAGUGAAACUUGAUUCUCUUGUUGAAGCUAGCCUCCGUCUUGGAAAGAAACGUCGUAAGAUCGAAAAUGCGGCAGAUUUUCUUACAGGAAUUAGCAAUGUUAAGAUCCUUUACCUAUCAUUUGAGACUCUUAAGGUACUUAAUUAUCGCUGUAACAAAAUACCAGUCUUCAACAACCUGAUGCAUUUAACUAUUGAGACCCACCAAGAUGAUAGAUGGGAAUCAUUGCUGGAUAUUCUCGAGAAUUCUGCAAAUCUUGAAACCCUCACUUUCGAAGGACUCCAUUACAAAGAUACAAAUAAUUGUCAAAUUGAGGAAUUCAGUUGCAGAGAUACAAACAAAUGCUGGGACUAUAAUGGCUGUUGUAUUUGCAAACCUUGGGAAGGCACUCCUAUUUGCAUAUCAUCAAGUCCGGUGAAGAUGCUUGAAGUAUUCAAGUUUGGGGAAAUCCCUUACGCAGAUGACUUUGAGAAGCAGACGGAGAUGAUCAAGUACUUCUUGGAGACAAUGCCGAAUCUUGAACAAGUGAUAUUAUACUACGAUACUCCAUUUGAUGUCGAUCUGAAAAUAGUAUCAACUCAAUUUCAGAUGCUUGAAAAAGUAGCCUCACCCAAAUGCAAUAUCCAAGUAAUCUCUGAUAACAUCAGCUUCUCAACUAUUGUGCACUCUUCCUCAUCGAGAAGAAGUGGUGGACUCGUCUUCUUCAAAAACACCUUCCCGGUUUGAAGACCAUCCUGCAUCAUCUCAGAGCCGAUUAGCAAAACCUUGGUUGUUAGUUUUAGCCUUUAGCUUGAACAACACUAGCAGAUAUGUAGUUUAGUCUCUGUUCUGUCACCUACCUCUUUUACCAAUUUGGAAGCCAUUGGAUUUGCUGCAAGUUUUUUGUAAAAAUAGUUUGCAUUUUAAACUCUAA